GAGGGACACUGUCCCUUUAAGACGGAUAAAGCCGACAGCUCCGCACGAGCUGAGGCAUCGCUGUUUAUUCCACUAUCUCCAGCUGCUGCGUCAAUUCUCCAUUGUUUACCGCCGGUUCCAGUAAAUGUUCAUGUACAUGAAGUGUCGGUGGACAUUUUAAAUCCCGGAUGGAGAAAUGAGACGCUGGACGCAGCCGGUUUGCUCUGUGUAUGGAGAAUCCUGAGCUGCAGCACUAACUCUGGCACAGUCCUCAGCACAGCCCUUCUCUCACAGAGGGGCAGGCUGCUGGUUUGGAGCUUCCCAACCCUUUUGUUGUUUUACUGCAUCCUGUGCACCAGCCGGCCAGUGAGUGAUUUAUACAUCCACUUCUCUCGGAAAACAACAAACAAUAAUGGAAGACAAACGCAAGAAGCGCAGCCCAAAGGUGUCCCUCCCGCAGCCCCCUCCCCCCCCCAUCAACCCCCGCAAACUCACCGUGUUGCCCGCCAGCAAAAGUGCCACCUUCUCCCUCGGCCUGCCGCAGCCUCCCUCCCCCAAGAACAGAGGCAAGUACAAGAGGUCCAUUGGUGCGCCCGGGCAGCCCAAAGAGGUGUUCGCAGCCGUCGUAGCUCCACCAAAGACCACCAGGCCCCACAAAGAGAAGCCCCGGGCCCCACAGCCAGCAGGGCCCAGUAAAGUCGUCCAGUCUUCCCCCUUGCAGCACUCCUUCCUCACUGACGUCUCAGACGUGAGAGAGAUGGAGGGAGGCCUCCUCAAUCUCCUCAACGACUUCCACUCAGGCAAACUGCAGGCGUUCGGUAAGGUUUGCUCCUUUGAGCAGCUGGAGCAUGUGCGUGAGAUGCAGGAGAAGCUGGCGCGACUGCACUUCAGCCUCGACAGCCACGUGGAGGAGCUUUCAGAGGACCAGAGGAAGUGCGCCUCGGACCACAACCUGGAACACCUGCUCAGUAACCUGGAGGAGCUCAGCACCUCCAUACAAAAGCUCCACUUGGCCGAGAACCAGGACCUGCCCAAGACAUCUGGCCCCUGACAGGAGCGGAGGCGUGGAGGGCGGCGACAGCACACUCAUCGUCUCCCAGCAUCUAACCAUGGCCGGGUUGCCAUGGCGUUGAUCCAGCUGCCUUAGUAACAGAAUGGAAAGACCCACAGGAGGAGGAGGAGCCAUCUCCUGCCCCAUUUGGUCAGUGAAACCAAGGGAACGAUACAGUAGCUUGAAGCAGCAGAGCAUUAAACAAACCAAAACAUCAUCCCCUCCUUCAUGAAUCGCUAAAUGAUCAGAGGGGGGACUUCACAGUGGAAGAAGAACGAAACAGGAACAUUUUCCAGCUAACAUCAGCUACUAGUUACAUCAUAUGGUAACAGCCGAAUCCAAGCGAGUGAAGUCGUUGCUUCCUUUUUCCUUUAGAAAAAGCACAUUAUAUGAGAGCUGAAGACUUUAUACUGUGUUUCGUUCAGAUGCCUGGAGCUUUGCUCAAUUUUAGAGCCAGUUCAAACCUGGUAUUCACAUCCAUCCUGAGGGAUAUGAUCACAUGUAAACAGCGUCAAGUUUGUCUGAUCACACCUGGUAUGAAAGUGUGUCCCCUGUGUCCACUUGUGAUCAGAUCUCACUUCCCCGCUCUAGGCAUAAAUCACGCUUCCGUCUUUUGUGUCUCUUUUUGUAUGUUUGAGUGAGAACUAUAGAAAUCGUGAUGGGGUAAACAGUGUUGAUAUUGGGGCUACAGACAAAUCAAGUUAUGGUCGGUGAAUAGACGAAAAAUUGAACACCAGGACGGAUGUGAGCAGCAAGGUCUAAACGGGGCCUUCGACGGAACUCGUCUGCCAGUAAAGGUGUGAAAUGUGAACCAUCCUUUCGUAUCGAGUAGAAAAUGUAUUUGGCCAUUUUUUUGACAGAACCACUGUGGUUAACUCUAAAGUUUAGAGGAAGUUUUCACCUUUUGCUAUUAUUCUGAAUGCACUCUCUCAUUUUAUAUAUUUGCUAAAAUGUUUAAUACCGACUGGAUUUCAACAAUAUCUGGACGAUCCUUUCUUGAAAAAAGGUGCAUUUUAAAAGGGACAGUGUGAGGAGACCUGUGAAAAAAUUGUACGUUUGAUUAACUUAUAUGUAAAUAUAUGUAAUAUAGUUGAUAAGGUUUCACCAAUGUGCAGUUCAGCUACUGUAUUUGCUUACACUGACGGUUUGAAAUAAUUGAAGUAGGGCGAUUUUGUCAGUGCUUCUUCAGGAUUGCCUUUAAGUUUUAUUUUUUGUGAAUGACGGCCAAUGGCAGCGUCCCUGCAAGCACAAGCUAGUCCCCACUGCUACUGAGAUGCUGUAAAAGCCACUUCUUGCAACCUGUAGAUCACAUAGAGUAUCUGCAGUUUGACACUCUGUUGGAUACCACAUCCACAGAGUAGUGCAGCUAGCAUAAGCAUUUGAGCAGUACUAUUUCAAAAUGGCAGCUACUUUCAUAGUUUUAAGAUUAAGGGGAUUUGACUCAUUAAAUUCCAAACCUGGCAUCGAUGUAUCUUGGCUUUGAUAUAUAAUCCUUGACAAGACAUCUGAAGCGUGAUUUUAGUGUUUAAUCAGAAACAUUAUAGGAUGUCAAUGUGUUGGCACAUUUGUUAAUUAAAUCAUAAUCUAAGUCUUUUACACUGCUUGCUAAGCCUACCUCUUCUACAAGGCCAUAGAAUAUGUGAAACCUCUCGUUGGGUUUGUACAUCAAAGAUCCUUAAGCGAGCUGUUUUCUGUUAUUUCACAUUAUUUAUUUACCAAUAGCUUUACACAUCAUGCCAUAUGAAUUGGACUCAGUUAAAACAACCCCAAAACUUGUGUAUUACCAUGUGUGUCACCAACUGUAUCCAUGAAUAAAGAUAAAUCAGGUUAAAGACAGAA
Molecule: messenger RNA, 2869 nt
Organism: Platichthys flesus (European flounder)
Lineage: Eukaryota; Metazoa; Chordata; Actinopteri; Pleuronectiformes; Pleuronectidae
Gene: ccdc28b
Product: coiled-coil domain containing 28B
Exons: 6
Coding region: 392-1030 (212 amino acids)
Source: RefSeq, a predicted model, not a curated record